Molecule: messenger RNA, 3294 nt
Organism: Limulus polyphemus (Atlantic horseshoe crab)
Lineage: Eukaryota; Metazoa; Arthropoda; Merostomata; Xiphosura; Limulidae
Product: laminin subunit gamma-1-like
Exons: 18
Coding region: 7-3156 (1049 amino acids)
Source: RefSeq, a predicted model, not a curated record
AUCAAAAUGUCGACCGUUAGAAGAAGACAUUUCUUCUCAUUUCUGUAUUGCAUUUAUAUUUUUAGUUUUUGGAUGUCGUACGGGCAGAUUCAGACUUUGUCGUCUGGUAAAUGUUACAAUAAUGAAGGCGAGGCUCAAAGGUGCAUUCCUGACUUUGAAAAUCUCGCUUACAAUAGAGACCCGUGGUCCACUAGCACAUGUGGACGAGAUCGAAUAACAGAAUACUGUUCACAGACAGAAACAAAAAGCGAUGGAACGUCAUGCACAGUUUGCACCAAAAACGAUCACCCAACAAAAUAUUUAACAGAUUUUAAUGACAAAGAAAAAGAAACGUGGUGGCAGAGUGAGACUUUGUACGAAGGGACCAGCCAAGUAAACAUCGUCCUCCAUCUUGGUAAAGCUUGUGAAAUUUCUUAUGUGAGACUGAAAUUUCACUCUAGUCGACCGGAGAGUUUUGGUCUGUACAAGCGAACUGCUGAGAACUCCGAAUGGAUUCCUUUCCAGUACUUCAGCAGCACUUGCCAAACAACCUAUGGGAUCCCGCCAGAUUUGUAUGUCGUGAAAGAAAAUGAAACAACAGCAUUAUGCACAUCGGCAUUUAGCGGUAUAUCACCUCUGACUGGAGGAAGUGUUGCUUUCAGCACAUUGGAAGGCAGACCUGAUGCUUAUGACUUCGAUAACAACGCUGCACUGCAGGACUGGGUCACCGCUACAGAUAUUCGAAUAUCGUUGGAUAAAAUGAACACAUUUGGCGACGAAAUUUUUGAAGAUGCUAAAGUUUUGAAAACAUAUUAUUACGCUAUCACCGACCUUGCUGUGGGAGGACGAUGUAAAUGCAACGGCCAUGCUAAAAAGUGCAUUACCCUGCGCAAUUCGUCGUCAAGGAGAUGUUUGUGUGAACACAACACAACCGGGCCAGACUGUGAUAAAUGUUUACCAUUUUACCAGGAUAAACCUUGGGGACCAGCUACUUCUCAAAAUGUCAAUGAAUGUAAGGCUUGUAAUUGUAAUGGAAAAUCAUCGACGUGUUACUUUGACCCGGACUUGUAUAAAGAGACAGGACACGGCGGUCACUGUACCAAUUGCCAAGACAACACUGAAGGACCUCACUGUGAACGAUGCAAGGAAAAUUUUUUCAUGAAAGGUGGUCGGUGUACCCCGUGUCUAUGUGACUUAAGGGGUGCAGUGCAGACUCGUUGUAAAGGAAAUGGGCAAUGUAUAUGCAAACCAGGAGUUAAGGGCUUGCGUUGUGACACAUGUGAGGAUGACCUGUAUGAGCUCGCUUCAGAUGGAUGCAGAAGCAGUUCUGGAGCUCUUCAAAAGGAUAAAGAGUUCAUCCAUCUUCCAUGUUUCUGUUAUGGACACUCGUCCGUUUGCGAACGUGCUUCUGGUUAUGUUAAAUACGUUAUUGCUAGCACGUUCAACACAGAUGAAGAACAGUGGAUGGCAUUGACCAAUGAAGGAGAAACACUACCUCUUCUUUAUGAUUCUAUUGAUCAGAACGUACGCGUCUCAGUGCACGAGCCACUAAAUAAAACAAUUUACUUCGUCGCAUCUGAUCGAUAUUUGGGAGAUCAAAGAGCGUCUUACAAUCAAACAUUGAGUUUCACUUUGAAGACAGGAGAUAAAAGAUCGACAGUAUCAGCAGAUGAUCUGAUCCUCGAAAGUGAGAACACAAAGAUUUCAAUUCCUAUAACUGAACAAAAUAACACAUUACCCACAACCAGGGGAAAAAAGUUCAAAUUUAUACUAAACGAACAAUCUGUCUUUGGGUGGAAACCACAACUGGAUGUCUACAAAUUCUUGACCAUUCUUUCAAAUUUAACAGCCUUGAAAAUUAGAGCUAACUUCAGCCCAAAAGGAAAAACAUACUUAUACGAUGUGAGAUUAGAGUCCGCCCGACUUUCAACAAAAGGGGAGAUCGCCAGUUGGGUGGAAAACUGUUCAUGUCCACGUGGUUAUACUGGCCAGUUCUGUGAAUCUUGCAGCCAAGGGUACACUAGAAAUAUCAGUGGAGGUGGUAGAUUUAUGAACUGCGUUCCUUGUAACUGUAGUGGAGUUUCGAAUGAAUGCCAUGGUGAAACAGGCACGUGUAAAUGUCCAUUAGACAGAACUGGAGAUUUCUGCGAACAGUGUGCUUCUGGAUUCUAUAGAAAUAAGUCCACACCAAGUCUCACGGUUUGUGAACCCUGUCCUUGUCCACCAGGGGUUGGCUGUAAACUUUUACAGAACAAUCAAGUCAUUUGUACAGUAUGUCCCGAUAACCUAACAGGUUCUGCUUGUGACAUAUGUGCUGAAGGUUACUAUGGUGAUCCAUCCCACACCAAGAAACGGUGUGAAAAGUGCCAGUGCAAUGGAAACAGUGAUCCGGAUGCUUUGAGAGAAUGUGAUAUAGAAACCGGAGAGUGUUUGAAAUGCAUUCAUAAUACAACUGGUUGGAAUUGUGAUAGGUGUUUACCAGGUUAUUACGGCGAUGCCUUAGCUAAGCCAAAUUCAACAUGUACGAGUUGCCCAUCUUGCUAUCAACUUAUAGAAGAAGUGGUUAGCAGUCUUAACGACCAGAUAAUCGAAACGUUACAGUUGCUGAAAUACAUCCAAGAAAAACGAUGGAACAUGACUGACUCUACCUUUGAAGACAUACUUUCAAAAAUUAAUAAAAACAUCAGCGAUUUGUUACAACAAGCACGAAACGUAUCAGAUCAAGAGUCGAUUAGCCCCGAUCAACUGAGAGAGAUGAAAGUGAAACUUUUGAACAUUCAGAAGAUUGCUGGACAGAUUACUCUCAAAACGCAAGAAGCUCAAAGAAAAUGUAAACUUGGAAAACAAAUAAUCUCUAGUGCUGAAGAAAAUAUUGAAAGUAUUUUGAAUGUUUUGUUAAAUAUCGACGAAUACUUAAGGAACGAAGGCUUUGAACCUUUAAUAAAUGCGAGUGACAGAUUUGAAAUGUUUGGAAAACAGUCUGAACGCAUGAAAGAAAUAGCAAAGGAAGUGAAACGCCUUGCAGAUGGACACUUGAAAGAAGCACAGUCGUUAGAAGAUAGCGCUAUGAAGGCUGUAAAUAUCUCAAAGUUAGCCUAUGCUAGAGUUCAACAGUUACUUCAAGCUCAGGAUGAAACAUCGGAUGAGAUUGAAGAACUGCAAGACACGCAAACAUAACCUGUCAAAACGCAGAAAAAGUGACAAAAAUGAGCCUUCGAUUGUACGAUGAAAUGACAGAACAAAAAGUUCAAGCUGAAGAUAUUUUAAAUGAAGCAGUUUUACUGUAUAAGGGAAUGGAAGAGCUAUUAAGUGACA